AUGCAACCUCAGUUUCAAGGGCCAAUUCCACAACAACCAAUGCAUCAACAUCAAUAUCAACCACCGUUUGUUCCUGAAGGGCCUAUGCAAGGGCAAAUGGGUCAACCAAGGGCACCAUUGGGUGCACCUCAAAGGCAUCAAAGAGAAGUAGUACGGGGAAUUGAAGCUCACUUCCGGCCCAUUAUCACUAACAAUCCUUCGCCGGUAGUGAUUCAUCAUCGUGCGGAUGGAAGGACCUUUGAAGUUAGAACAACCGCUCUCCAAAGUUUACCAAAGUUCAAAGGGUUAGCAACGGAAGAACCCUACUUUCAUUUGGAGACAUACGACUCCAUUUGCAACACUAUUCGAGGUCAAGGGUUUUCUGCGGAUGAUGUCAAGUUGGUUCUUUUCCAGUUUUCUCUCGAAGAUAAAGCAAAGAGAUGGUUUCACACAUUGCCCUCCGCGUUUAUUUUUACAUGGGCCGACAUGCAGCAAAUAUUCUUAGAUGAAUAUUACACUUCUCAAAAGACCAACGAUGCUAGAAGAGGGUUGAGAAGUUUCCAACAAUCGGGGGAGAUGUUUCAUGAAGCCUUUGAAAGGUUCAACAUGAUGUUAAGGAAUUGCCCUCAUCACGGGAUCCAACUUUGGGAAUUGUUGAAUGCGUUUCAUGAAGGGUUGAGUUCGGAGGAUGCACGGGAUUUAAUGUCAAUCACUAAUAGUACAUUCGGUACCAAUUAUGAACAUGUUGAUUGGGCAUUUUUAGAACAAAUGGCGGUGAAUUCAAAGAGGAAAGCUCAAUCUUCGAGGCAGGCAAGGCAUGUGACACAAAGACCACAAGUGCAUGGAGUAGAGAGUGGUAAUGUUCAAACCACAAACCAAGUGUACAAUGUGUGCACCAAUUGUAAUGAAAUAGGCCAUACGACGGAAGUUUGUGUAGUGGGGGUGGUUGAUGAUCAAGUAGAAGAGGUUAAUGCAAUUCAAGGAGGGGGUGGUAGAAAUUUCAAUAUGAACUCCAAUACAUACCACCCCGGGUUACGAAACCAUCCUAAUUUUCACUAUGGGAACGCGGCGAACCAAGCUAACCCAAACUUUCAAGUAGCUCAAGGGCAAUUCCAACAAACGGGUCAAGGUGGUUCGGGCAAAAGCUCAUCAAGAGGGAAUGAAGUCAUGGAUAUGCUUCGGGCGAUGCAACAAGAUAUGCAAAAGCGGAACCAACUAGAUGAGGUCCGGAUGCAAAAGGAUGAGGUUCGUGACAAGAGCAUUCAAUCACUAACAACCCAAAUGGGUCAAUUGGCAACCGAUGUGGCGGAAUUGAAGAAAAGCAAGGGUCAACUUCCUAGUGAUACUAAGGUAAAUCCUUCACAGGGUUCAUCACGAGGUGCGGUUCGGAAGCUAAAAGUGGAUACAAUGCAACUUUGGAAGGAUUGGAGAUGA
Helianthus annuus (common sunflower) is the source of this 1413-nucleotide messenger RNA. RefSeq lists its product as uncharacterized. The record is from RefSeq and is a predicted model, not a curated record. The transcript has 3 exons. Lineage: Eukaryota; Viridiplantae; Streptophyta; Magnoliopsida; Asterales; Asteraceae. Bases 1 to 1413 code for a protein of 470 amino acids.